Molecule: messenger RNA, 432 nt
Organism: Huiozyma naganishii CBS 8797
Lineage: Eukaryota; Fungi; Ascomycota; Saccharomycetes; Saccharomycetales; Saccharomycetaceae
Gene: RPS12
Product: 40S ribosomal protein eS12
Exons: 1
Coding region: 1-432 (143 amino acids)
Biological process (GO): translation
Cellular component (GO): ribosome; cytosolic small ribosomal subunit
Molecular function (GO): structural constituent of ribosome
Source: RefSeq, a predicted model, not a curated record
AUGUCUGACGUUGAAGAAGUUGUUGAGAUCCAAGAAGAAGAAGUUGUCGAGCAAACCGCUGAAGUUACCAUCGAGGAUGCUUUGAAGGUUGUUCUAAGAACCGCCUUGAUUCACGACGGUUUGGCCAGAGGUUUGAGAGAGUCUACUAAGGCCUUGACCAAGGGUGAAGCCCAAUUGGUCGUCCUGGUCUCCUCUGUCACCGAAGACAACAUCAUCAAACUUGUUGAAGGUUUGGCUAACGACCCAGAAAACAAGGUUCCCUUGAUCAAGGUUGCUGACGCCAAGCAAUUGGGUGAAUGGGCCGGUUUGGGUAAGAUCGACCGUGAAGGUAACGCCAGAAAGGUCGUUGGUGCCUCCGUUGUCGUUGUCAAGAAGUGGGGUGCUGAAACUGACGAGCGUGCCAUGAUUUUGGAACACUUCUCCCAACAGUAG